Messenger RNA from Caenorhabditis auriculariae, 2789 nucleotides. The record is from the annotation of a GenBank genome assembly. NCBI's taxonomy places the organism in Eukaryota, Metazoa, Nematoda, Chromadorea, Rhabditida, Rhabditidae.
AUGGUCAACUCCAGGAAAGACUACAUUUGCAUUUCUGUCCUCUUCGCCGUCAACUUAUUGAAUUAUGUGGAUCGAUACACUGUCGCCGGUUCGUUUUUAUAGUUCCUGAAAAUGGAAAUUCGAUUUUUCAUAUCGUUUUCAUUCCUAAAGACUCUAAAGUUUUUCGUAUUGGCCAAGAGACCGUCUGUGAAAGAAAGUCUUCCGUGUUUCAAAAAUAAAAAAAUUAUGGAAAGUUUUUCCGAUUCAGGUGUUCUGACGAAAGUUCAAGGAUAUUUCGUACCAGAAAUCGACGAUUCUGAAGCAGGACUUAUUCAGACAGUCUUUCUAAUCGCGUUUAUGCUAUUCUCUCCAGUAUGUGGAUAUUUAGGCGACAGGUCACUAAUAAAACGGAUGAAAACCGUUUCUAUCUGGAAAAAGUUCAGAUUCAACCGAAAGUUGAUCAUGAUGGUUGGUGUGUCCAUUUGGCUUGGCGCCGUCUUGGCUUCCACUUUCGUUCCCAAAAACGUAAGUUACAAUGGAUAAUUUUAUGAAUUUUAUAGCUAAAAUGAGCAUUUUUAAAACUGUGUACUGUAACAAGUGUUGCUCGUUGAAAAGAACUAGUUGCUUCGCGAAAUCUCGUUUUCCAGCACUUCUGGAUGUUCCUCCUGUUCCGCGGCCUUGUCGGCAUCGGCGAGGCCUCAUACUCGAAUCUGGCGCCGUCCAUCAUCUCCGACAUGUUCAACGGCACUCGUAGAAGCCACGUCUUCAUGUUGUUCUACUUUCGCCGUGCCGGUCGGAAGGUGGGAAUUCGGCGAUGUUUGCCUUGGAAGACCGAUAAAAGUUAAAGGAAAAGUAAAAUAUCGUUUGAUAAGAUUCGAGUUUUGUCAAAAAAAGUUACCAAAAAGAAAGUAUGAACCAUGAAAAAUGGCUAUAUUUUCACAACUCAGUUAGAAAAAAACUGCGAAAAGAGCUUUUUAACACCUUUUGGCAAAAAAAAGCUUAGGUGUAUGAAUUCCAGUUUUUGACUGAAACUAAGAACUCUGAACUUUUGCUUGUAAUCCAGGCUUUUCAAACCUAGUCGAAGCUCGAAAACUUUAUUGAAUUCUAUUGAAGCUCGAAAAUUUCAUUGAACUUGAGAUUGUUUUUCGAGACUUGAGUUCUCCACAGCUGAGAAGUUUUGCAGGACCCUCAUCUAUUAGAUAAACGAGUUUUUAGCCAAUUCAUUAGAAAUGUCGAUUUAAAAGUUGUAGAAAGGAUCCUCUGAUUUGCGAAAUUUCUUCAGUGGUCUCGGCUUCAUCGUCGGAUCCAACGUGGCUUCUCUAACAGGCCAGUGGCAGUGGGGAGUCCGAGUGACGGCGUUGGCCGGAGUCGUCGUCCUCGCCCUCAUGGUUUUCCUUGUCUUUGAACCGGAGCGCGGCGCUGCCGACCGUGUCGCCGGCACCACGACUAUCGUCGAGAAAAGCGAAAACUACUGGUCGGACAUCAAAUCUCUGCUCAGGAUGUGUGAAAUAGGAUUCAAUUUAAAACCGAGACGAAGAGUUUCAGUCCAACUUUCAUCUCUUGCACCUGGGGAUAUACGGCUCUGGUGUUUGUGGCUGGAUCUUUGGCUUGGUGGGAGCCGACUGUGAUCGAGCACUCGAUCGCUUGGAGCAAGGGACUCAACGACACGGCCGACCUCGACUCCGCCACGUCUACCCAGUACGUUUCCUUCAUUCUGAAAACCUCAUCGAGCUCUAUAUAAUAAUAAAACUAGUUUCAUAAUCAUUAAUACAGCUGCUUUUUCUUUGUUUCUAUCAAGUUUUCAUUGUUCGGUGGUCUCAAUAACUUCUUUUUUCAGGGUCGGCCUCAUCUUCGGCAUGAUCUUGAUGAUAGCAGGUCUUUUUGGAGUCAUCAUCGGGACGAUUGUCUCUGGGGUACUUUUUUUUAAUUUCUAAUCAAUCAGUUUUCUUUUUUUCCAGUGGAUCAUCAAAGGCACCGGUCCGUUUCGAAUCAUCCAAACUGCACGGGCACAACCUCUGGUCUGCACAUUUGGUUCUUUGAUCGGCUCUCCUUUGCUUUUCUGCGUCUUUUUCUUCGGACAUCGAGGCUUGUUGCUGAUUUGGGUAGUCCUUUCAUAGAAAUAAAUGUAUAUGUGGUCUUUUUCAGAUCCUUCUCUUCUUUACCAAUCUGUGUCUUUGCCUUAACUGGGGUCUUAACGUCGACAUUGUAGCGGUGAGACUCUUCAGAAGAUGCUUUUUUAAAGAAAAAAUUUGCAGUCGGUAGUGUCGCCAGCACGUAGAAGCACGGCAUUCGCUUACUUAACCUUGACUUCGCAUCUUUUUGGUGAUGCCACGGGUCCUUAUAUUAUUGGAAAGGUCAGAAUCGGUUUGAAAUGACCUUUACCGGGUUACUAGAAAACCUGAAAAAAGGUCCAAGUUAGCCAUAUAAUACUUUGAAAAGAGGAAUGCGAAGGUUUCUAGUAGUAAAUUAAGAUUAUAAAUCGUGAGUUUGAGCCACCUAGAUAUUUUGUGAAAUAUUUCAUCAUUUUUCAGUUUUCUAGCAUCGGUUUUGGAAAAUGAACUAGAGUUUUACAGGUCUCAGAUACGUUCCGAAAAGGCUCUGACUUGCCCAAGGACCAGUACCACUCGCUCAUCAAAGCCAGCUACAUCUGUGUGGCUCUCCUCAUCGUCUCCGCCAUUCUCUACUUCCUUUCCUCUUUGACCAUUCUGCAAGACCAGCAAAAAGUUCAAGCAACAGCUUGGUAAGUUCAUUCCUUUCUCCACCUUCGAUAUUUCCUUUUUAGGUAUAUCUCCUUUGGACUCUGUAACUAA